ACGUGCCCCUCGGAGCAGGAGAGCGCCGCUCGCCUUUGCUUCUCCUCCUCCUCGCGGCGGUGUCUGAGCAGCCGCGAUCCUGCCUCCCUCCCGGGGCACUCACACGCGAGCGGCGCCCGCAAAGCUUUUUCGGAUUGGUGAAAUUAAACCACACGUCAGUAAUGCUGGAGGAGCAACAGCCCGAGGCUGCUGCAGAUCCAAUGUCCUCCUCCGAUGCACUGGAAGAUGAUCAAAAGGAAACUUCAGACGCAUCACCGAAUAUUUCUGAUGCAGAUGCAUUUAAAAUUCUCCUGGAGAUGAAGAUGAAGAAGAGACAGAAAAAGCCCAAUCUACCAAGCACUGUGACCGAACUCGUCACUGAGGAAGGAUCUAAGGUGUUCGUGGUUGGUACUGCCCACUUCAGUGACAGCAGCAAAAGAGAUGUAGUGAAGACAAUACAGGAGGUACAGCCUGAUGUGGUUGUGGUUGAGCUUUGCCAAUACAGAGUUUCUAUGUUAAAGAUGGAUGAACAGACAUUACUAAAGGAAGCCAAAGAAAUCAAUCUGGAGAAACUUCAGCAAGCUAUAAAACAGAAUGGAGUCAUGUCAGGACUAAUGCAAAUGCUUCUGCUGAAGGUCUCUGCUCACAUCACAGAACAGCUGGGAAUGGCCCCAGGAGGGGAAUUCAGGGAGGCUUUCAAAGAGGCUGGUAAAGUACCUUUCUGUAAAUUUCAUCUUGGGGACAGACCCAUCCCUGUUACGUUUAAGAGAGCCAUCGCUGCACUUUCUUUCUGGCAAAAAGUCAAGCUUGCUUGGGGCCUCUGCUUCUUAUCUGACCCAAUCAGUAAAGAUGACGUGGAGAAGUGUAAACAGAAGGAUUUACUGGAGCAGAUGAUGGCUGAAAUGAUUGGAGAAUUUCCUGAUCUCCAUCGAACAAUUGUAUCGGAGCGAGAUAUUUACUUGACCUACAUGUUGAAGCAAGCAGCUAAGCGAAUAGAACUACCUCGUGCUUCAGAAACUGAACCCAGAAAAUGUAUCCCGUCUGUUGUAGUUGGAGUGGUUGGGAUGGGUCACGUGCCUGGAAUAGAAAAGAACUGGAACACGGACUUAAACAUCCAGGAAAUCAUGAGUGUGCCUCCACCGUCAACUUCGAGUAAGGUUCUCAGAUUUGUCAUAAAGGCAACAGUUUUCGGACUGAUGGGAUAUGGCUGCUACCGGGUAGGACAAAGGACAGUUCAAUUUAUUCUCUCGAUGCCAGCAACACAGAACUGUCUUCAGAGGCUGACGGAAAUUAGACCUCGACAUUGAACGCCCAGUUGAAAUACUGUCUGGAGAUAAUUGCAGAAAUGAGUUUUAAAGACAACACAUGCUAAUUGGGAUGAAAAAGAGGGACUGAGGAUUCUUGUCAUAGGUUCCAUUUGAUGCUGAGCAGUGCUGAAUUGCUGUGAAGUAAAUGGGUUGCUAUUAAAAGCUACACCAGCUGUGACCUAAUGAAUAAGUCUGCUUCCUGAUAAGUGUGUGGUAUGAAAGUACAUGAUUCCAGUUUGAGGUAAAUGAAAUAUGUUACACAUAUAUAUUAUAUAUCAUAUUAUAUAUUAUGUGUAUAUAUAAUAUAUAUUUAUGAUGAUGUAGUACAGACAGCGUAAAGAGUGUAUAUUCUUGACUUUUUUCAGAGGAACAGAGCAACAUAAGGUAACUUAAUUAUGUUUCCGCUCAACAGCGCAUGGACACCUCUGAGUAGUGUUUCGGUAUAAUAAUACCAAAUGAUCAGUCCUGGUGCUAAGCACCUAUAAAAUGAUUUAGAAGGACAUCUUCUUACAGAACAUUUUGUAUACAUUUAGGUUUUUUUUAAACUUCAGAGCUUUCAAAAAAUAUCAGAAUGGUACAGGCUGUCAGACGUACACCGCCAAGUUUCUUUGAGCCUUAUUAAAGAACUGAAACGUUGCCUUUAGAAUUACACCUCACCUUACAGACAUCAGUAAUAGUUUUCUCCUCUGUUGGAAAGGUAUGUACCUUUAUCAGCAGGUGUUGGUUAACUUCCAGUGUUUACAGGGCACUCUGUUCCUUUUGGAUUCAAUUAUUUAACCAUAUUAGUUAGCCAAAUCCUGUUGGCUUUAAGUUCAGUAUUGUAAACUUUUGAGGCUAGAACUACUGUCUAAUUUACUUUUCACGUCGCAAAGCUUUCUUUAUUUGGACAAUAUGUCUGGGGUUGAUAUGCAGUACUUGACCUUACUUUUCUCCCCCCACACAUGCAAUGUUUUGUUUAUCAGUAUAAUUUUUCAGUGGAUGAGUAUUUUAUCUAUUUAAUAGAAAGAAAAGCAAAAAUCAAUUAAUUUUUUUAACUAGCCAUGGGGUUUGGAGAUUUUUUAUCUUUGCUGUUUGUAGAAUUAUGGGUAUGACUUCAACUACUGUAAUGUUAAACACUUCUUUUUUUUUCAGUACAUCUACUUCUAACCCUAUGUUCAUUAUGUUUUAUAGUUCUUUCUGUAUCCGUAAGACAGGAUUGCCCUUAAUUAUAAGUGCCCUUGGAAACAAUCUAUUCCCUCCCCAAUGGUAUAGCAAUCAUAAUUGUCAUAUCAAUAAUGUUUUAAUCUCUUUAUUUUAUGUGAAAGAGGUCCAUGUGCUACUGGAGCUCGUAUGCAAUUGAAAAUUGGUUGAAGUGAAGUCCAUAUCUGUUCUCAGGGCCGGCUCCAGGCACCAGCAAAGGAAGCAGGUGCUUGGGGCGGCCAAUGGAAAG
This is a messenger RNA of Terrapene triunguis (Three-toed box turtle), 2715 nucleotides long. RefSeq names its product TraB domain containing (gene TRABD). Bases 162 to 1286 code for a protein of 374 amino acids. NCBI's taxonomy places the organism in Eukaryota, Metazoa, Chordata, Testudines, Emydidae. The record is from RefSeq and is a predicted model, not a curated record. The transcript has 10 exons.